Messenger RNA from Dentiscutata erythropus, 293 nucleotides. The record is from the annotation of a GenBank genome assembly. NCBI's taxonomy places the organism in Eukaryota, Fungi, Glomeromycota, Glomeromycetes, Diversisporales, Gigasporaceae.
AUCAACCUAAAAAUAUCGAAAAUGAUAUUAAUAUAGAAUUAACUAUUCAGAGCCAAUAUGAGUUAAUCGAAUUUAGAAAAGCUGAGCUAGAAGAAGAUAAAAAGAUUUUUAAAUCUUUAUUAGAUAUUGUUUUAGAUAAUAUUGAGAAUGAUCACUUUUAUAAUGCAUACCAAAAACUUAAACAACCCUUAGUUACUGAAACAACCGCUUGUCAAGAAGCCUUAAGAGCAAGAAGUCAACAACAAACUUGGAAGCCUCCUCGUGGCUCAAAGCUUGCAUUUUGGUUACAAUAA